AUGAGGAUCUCAGUUAUAUGGCUCUUAUAUCAGAUAAAGAGUCUUCUAGGAACGAAGGUUGAGUGGUUGUACUAUAUUCUCGAAGCAUUCAACUCUGGUGAUUUAGUUCGCUAUCAAGAGUUAUGCCAUGUGCAUAAAGUUGCUCUGAGUGCUCAACCAGCGUUGGUGCAGAAUGAGAAAAAACUACUGGAAAAGAUUAACAUACUUUGCUUGAUGGAAAUCAUCUUCAGUCGACCAUCUGAGGAUAGAACUAUUCCAUUAAGUAUCAUUGCAGAGCGCACAAAACUUACUGUCGAAGAUGUGGAGUAUCUACUCAUGAAGAGCCUUUCUGUGCAUCUCAUCGAGGGGAUAAUUGAUCAAGUGGAGGGAACGGUUCAUGUUUCCUGGGUGCAACCAAGAGUUCUGGGGAUUCCCCAGAUCAAAUCUUUGCAUGAUCGCCUGGACAAUUGGAUGGAGAAAGUACACACUGCUUUGUUAUCCGUUGAGGCAGAAACACCUGAUUUAGUUGCAUCAUAA
Messenger RNA from Ilex paraguariensis (yerba mate), 516 nucleotides. The record is from the annotation of a GenBank genome assembly. NCBI's taxonomy places the organism in Eukaryota, Viridiplantae, Streptophyta, Magnoliopsida, Aquifoliales, Aquifoliaceae.